Messenger RNA from Corylus avellana, 516 nucleotides. The record is from RefSeq and is a predicted model, not a curated record. Lineage: Eukaryota; Viridiplantae; Streptophyta; Magnoliopsida; Fagales; Betulaceae.
UCUUCCACGAUGGUUUCCCCAAUUUCACUAGUUUCUCUUGUAUUUGUUGUUGCUAUUGCAUCGGUAGAUUGCAACAUUGAAGUGGAUGCUCUUUAUGCCUGGAAAACCAACUUGGUAGACCCUAACGGUGUCCUUGACAACUGGGAUCCAACUUUUGUGAAUCCUUGCGAUUGGUAUCACGUUACUUGCGACGUUGAUGAUGAUAGCGUCACAAGGGUGGACCUCGGCAAUGCUGGACUUUCGGGAAUUCUUGUCCCUCAGCUUGGAGCCUUGUCUAAUCUUCAACAUUUUGGGGUAUAUGGAAAUAGCAUAAGGGGAGUCAUACCAACGAGUAUUGGUAACCUAACCUCCCUGAUUAGCUUGAACCUGUACCAGAAUCAACUUUCUGGGACCAUCCCAUCAUCUCUUGGAAACUUGGUUUCCUUAAGGUUUUUGAGAUUGAACAGUAACAAGCUUACUGGAGUAGUACCAGCAGAGGUCCUUCAACUUGUUAAAUCGGGGAAUUUGAUUGUUUAG